Molecule: messenger RNA, 576 nt
Organism: Dendrobium catenatum
Lineage: Eukaryota; Viridiplantae; Streptophyta; Magnoliopsida; Asparagales; Orchidaceae
Product: VQ motif-containing protein 20-like
Exons: 1
Coding region: 1-576 (191 amino acids)
Cellular component (GO): nucleus
Source: RefSeq, a predicted model, not a curated record
AUGGAGCGCAGCAGCCCGACGCCACCUUCUCAGCUUGGGCUGUGCAACGCCUCUCACACUAUCAAGAAACCUCCUCUUCCUCCAAAGUUUCCGCCGCCGCGACACCCGGUCAUCAUCCACGAUAGCGCGCCCAAAAUCAUCCGCGUCCGUCCUGAGAACUUCAAGGCCGUCGUGCAGCGUCUCACCGGAGCCCCAACCAGAGCCAACUAUACCCCGCUCUCGCCUCCGUCCCAAACGACCACGAUACAGAAGAAGUCGGGCCCGGGCCCGACCAUUGACGCCAGGUCCGGGCCACGAAACAAGCCGGCGGGCAUAACGUGGAUCUUGCCUCCGGUGUUUCCUGCUUCGCUGCCGCCGAUUCCGCAGGCCUACUUCGUUCCUACCUUUCCCGGCUUAUUGUACAGACGGUACCCGGUCGAGCCGGUCUAUCGGGCUGGUGGAAACUUCUUGGUCAGGCCGGGUAACAACCCAUCGUUGCCGGUGGUGCCCUUUUCCGGCGGCGGCAACUUGUUGGUUAGGCCACUUGGCCCAGUUGUUUAUUCCAGGGCGGCUGACCGGGAUCUCUUGGAGAAGUAG